Messenger RNA from Archocentrus centrarchus (flier cichlid), 1536 nucleotides. RefSeq names its product aldose reductase-related protein 2. The record is from RefSeq and is a predicted model, not a curated record. Gene Ontology annotation, molecular function: oxidoreductase activity. Lineage: Eukaryota; Metazoa; Chordata; Actinopteri; Cichliformes; Cichlidae. Bases 261 to 1241 code for a protein of 326 amino acids. The transcript has 10 exons.
CAUGGUAGUGAAGUUCUCUGCCUGCUGUCCAAUAAUUAACUUGUGGACUGAUAACAGGAAGAAAAGGAAACUUGUGGGUGGAAGAGAAGGGAGUGAGUGAAGGUCAGAAAGACAUGAGAUAAAGUCAAAUCAGCAGAAAAAGGAAGGACUCUGACUCAGCAGCAGCGCUCAGAGGGGAGAAAGAGGAAGAGGAAAGCUGUGGCGCUGCACAGUUGUGAACAGAGCUGCUGCUUUUGCUGUUUUUGUCUCACGGUGAUCAGAUGUACUCUGUGGAGGACACACAGGUGGCCGGGACCAUCGAGCUGAAUGACAGCUGUCGAAUGCCGGUCCUGGGUCUCGGGACAUGGAAGUCCUCUCAUCUGUCACAGACAUCGAUCCAGGGCGCCGUGGAGACCGCCAUUGCGGCUGGCUGCCGCCACAUAGACACCGCCUACAGCUAUCAAAACGAGGUGGACAUCGGGAAGGCUCUCCGCUCCAAGAUGCAGCAGGGCAUCAUCCGGCGUGAGGACGUGUUCAUAGUCAGCAAGCUGUGGUGUACCCAUCAUGCCCCAGAAGACAUCCCUGUGUGCCUCAAUAAGUCCCUACGUGAUCUCCAGCUGGACUACCUGGAUCUUUACCUUGUGCAUUUCCCUGUUGGCUUAAAGAAAAUGGGUGAUGAGCUUUUCCCAAAGAAGGAUGGAAAGAUUCAGACCUCUGAUGUAGACUACGUAGAUGUGUGGAGGGGGAUGGAAGCCCUGCAAGCCUCAGGGAAGGUGAGGAGCAUCGGUGUGUCCAACUUCAGCAUCCUGCAGCUGGAGAGGCUUCUUGCUCUGUGCAGGGUUCCCCCUGCUGUCAAUCAGGUGGAGCUACAUCCUUACCUGGUUCAGACAGAGAUGAUAGAGUUCUGCAAAUCCAGGAACAUCGCCUUGACAGCCUACAGCCCCUUCGGUUCACCUGGAAGAUCAUCGGAACUCCUCAGAGAAGACAGCGAUCCCUAUCAGCUGCUGCAGGACCCAGUUGUUGCAGAUAUAGCCAAGAAGCACAGACGCAGCCCUGCACAGGUGCUGCUGAGGUACCAUGUGCAGCAGGGUAUAGCGGUCAUCCCCAAGAGUGAAAAGCCUCAUCACAUCCUUGAAAACACAAAGAUUUUUGACUUCAGUCUGACUGAAGAAGACAUGAGUGCACUGAAAGGACUGAACCGAGGGUGGAAGGCCUGCGUAAUUGAUGAGAUCAAGUCUCACCCGUACUACCCCUUCGUUUGAGGCCGCUGCGAGGGAAGAUGCCACACUGGAUCACCCAACGCCGAAGCCUCCGUCAAAGGCUUGUUUACUAAUAAUGAUGAAUGUGACAAACAAAUAUGUGGCCAAUGAUACAGAAAAGCUCUCUUCUAUUUUUCUAAUGUUUUACAUCAUUUUGAAUCAAAAGCAAAUGUUACAAAUGCUCAACAAAUACUUUUGAAACUAUUUUAUUAAAAAAAAUACAGGACUGAGCGUGACGCGCAGUCUGUGUGUCAAGGUUGUUGUUGCUGCCCAUAUAAUAAAUAAUCUGUGUAAUGAA